CCUGUGGCCGAGACUGCGGGCGGCGGCGGAAGAUGGCUGCGGCUGAGGCUACCGACACCCAGCUGAUGCUCGGAGUCGGGCUGAUCGAAAAGGACACAAAUGGAGAAGUUCUGUGGGUAUGGUGCUAUCCUUCCACGACAGCUGGGUUAAGGAAUCUGCUGCUCAGAAAAUGCUGCCUUACCGAUGAAAGCAAACUUCUUCAUCCCUUUGUCUUUGGUCAGUACAGAAGAACAUGGUUUUAUAUCACAACAACUGAAGUUCCAGAUUUUUCUGUCUUACAAAAGGUGACUCAUUUUUCUAUUGUUCUGACCGCCAAAGAUUUUAACCCAGAGAAAUAUGCUGCCUUCACUAGGAUAUUGUGUAGAAUGUAUGUGAAACAUGGGAGCCCAGUUAAAAUGAUGGAGAGUUACAUUGCAGUUCUCACCAAGGGGAUAUGCCAGAGUGAAGAAAAUGGGUCAUUCCUUAGUAAGGACUUUGAUGUUCGAAAGGCAUAUCUUGCAGGUUCCAUCAAAGACAUAGUAUCUCAAUUUGGAAUGGAAACUGUUAUAUUACACACUGCACUGAUGCUAAAAAAACGAAUUGUCGUCUAUCACCCUAAAAUAGAAGCUGUCCAGGAGUUUACCAGGACUUUGCCUGCCUUGGUGUGGCAUCGACAAGACUGGACUAUCCUGCAUUCCUACGUGCACCUCAGUGCCGAUGAGCUGGAAGCCCUGCAGAUGUGCCCAGGUUACAUUGCCGGCUUUGUAGACUUGGAGGUGAGCAAUAGACCAGAUCUUUAUGAUGUGUUUGUGAAUCUGGCUGAUAGUGAGAUCAGCAUCGCUCCACUUGCAAAAGAGGCCAUGAUGAUGGGCAAACUGCACAAAGAAAUUGGCCAGCUCAUUGUUCAGUCUGCAGAAGACCCAGAAAAGUCAGAUGGCCAGGUUAUCCAGGAUAUUGCUCUAAAAACAAAAGAAAUCUUCACCAACCUAGCUCCAUUUUCAGAAGUCUCCAACGAUGGAGGAAAGAGAGUCCUCAAUUUUGAGGCACUAAAGCAGAAACGAUUUCCACCAGCAACAGAAAACUAUCUAUACCAUCUAGCAGCAGCUGAGCAAAUGCUGAAAAUCUGACUGUGAGCCAGACUGUCUGGUCAUCUGAUGUAAAGCUUUCCUUUCAUUCUGAUUUUCCAUUAACGAUGUAAAUUACUGAAGAUUACAGAGGAAAUGUUCUAUUUUUAGCAAUUUAUUUGAAAGUAUUGAGAUCUAACCCCAAAAGCCCUGAAAAACACUUGUGAUUUCCUCCCUGCCUGCUGUCCAUGUGGGAGUGUUGUUUCUACUACAUCUGGUGUGAGCCAGCGUCGUCUUGGAGUGAGGGAAGAGCAGAUCCUGCAUAGGCAAAAGCCUCAGUACACAUUCCCUUUUGCCUCCUCAUGUAGCCAUAAACUAACAUUAAUUUUUCAGAAAGCUGCCUGAAGUUUUGCUUUGUAUUCUUCGAGGAAGAACUGUAAUGCCUCAUGAGGAACUCUACUUUCUGAGCCAAACUGCUAAGUUUUCUGCAGAACUGUCUAGAUCAUCCAAGAGGCUCUGCAGUUGCACCUUCUUGUAAAAGAUUUUUUUUCUUGGCCUUUGAACGUUUUGCCUAUAUUAUGAGGGUUUUGCAUAGAUUUUAUACUUCAGUAGACUUUAAUAAUCCAUAUUUAUACUGCACUGAUGUAAGCAUUUGGCAGAUUUAAGUCAGCACUCUAAAUUUAAUCCUGCUGUGGCAACAUUUAGGAAAGAAAUCAGUCCUUGUCUGGUAGCAUACAUAGAACGCCCUUUCAGCAUGAAUCUCUGGGCCUGAAACAAAGCCUUCAUGUGAUUGGUAAGGUAGUGACUCAGUUUUUUGCAGGGCCCAUGGCCAGAGAAUGUGAACAUCUUCAAAGGCUUCAGUAAAAGUAGUCUGUACCUUUUUCAUAGUUGAAGACCUUACAUUUGCCAAAUAAGCACAGGUCUAAAGUAUAUACUCAUUUCAUUAUGUCUACUCAUAUCGAUUAGGAAAGGUUACACUCAGUACUGUUGUCCUUUGGCAUCUUACUUGGAAACAUGUUUGCAAAAAAAUUGUAGUGGAUUUUUUUUUCUUGUUCUUAGACACUCCUUAAGUAAAAAUUAAAAAACAAAGAACAAAAAAACCCCAGGUUUUCCCCUCCUUCCUUGGGUGGGGACAGUGAGGACCUGGAAUGAGAUGAUGUUUACUGAGGCCAACAAGUGAGAAUUAAAUUUGCACUUUGUGACAAACAA
Dipodomys spectabilis (banner-tailed kangaroo rat) is the source of this 2252-nucleotide messenger RNA. RefSeq names its product DENN domain containing 10 (gene Dennd10). Bases 33 to 1106 code for a protein of 357 amino acids. Gene Ontology annotation, cellular component: late endosome. The record is from RefSeq and is a predicted model, not a curated record. The transcript is spliced from 9 exons. Gene Ontology annotation, molecular function: small GTPase binding; guanyl-nucleotide exchange factor activity. NCBI's taxonomy places the organism in Eukaryota, Metazoa, Chordata, Mammalia, Rodentia, Heteromyidae. Gene Ontology annotation, biological process: regulation of early endosome to late endosome transport; protein transport.